UUUCCGUGAUAGGCAGAUAAUUCGUUAUAACAAGGUAAUCGAUGCUCCUCUGUUACCGGGCACCUCGUCCUGACUGGCGCUGUUCCAUUGGAGCCUGCGUGGAACUGGACGCUCCUGAGAAAGAAAUGGAGAUAUACCUCAAUGCUACAAUGUACAAAAACAUAACAGACAUAACCAUGGCGAACGGAAGUAACCAAUCAGAGAGCGACAUCGAGGCGGACCCGCUGUUCCGAAUUUCCACGCUGAUCUGGGUUUACACCUCCCCCAUCCUGUUACUUACCGGCACAGUAACAAAUACCCUGUCGAUAUGCGUGCUGCAGAGAAAAGCUCUAACCAAACAGACCACCACAUUCUACCUGACCGUUCUAUCAUUUAUCCAUCUGUUCGUGCUUUAUUUUGGACUAGGAACGGCGUGGCUCAAGCGUGCUUUUGACUUUGACAUCCGGCUUCAGUCCGAUUGUCUGUGUCAGUUUGUUACGUUCGUCGUGAACGUCUUCCUUAACAUGUCCGUAUGGACGCUUGUCGCGGUCACUAUAGAUCGUUGUAUUAUCGUGUGUCUACCGCAUCACUCUCAAACGCUCUGCAGACUCAAGUACGCAAAGUGCACCGUAGCCGCCAUCUUUGCUUCAGUUGCUCUAGCAAACAUACACAUAUUUUGGGGAGUGUCAUUAAGCAAAACUAGUGAUAGUUCCCAAAAGGAGUGUACCCACGGCAACUACUUUAACGAGUUUGUGUUUCCUUGGAUUUCUCUGACCGUGGGUUUUCUCCUACCAUUUACUACAAUGGUCAUAACAAACAGUUUUAUCGUUCGAGGUGUGUAUGCCUCCCAAAAACGCUUGGCUUAUCAGUACAGCACGACCUCGGGGGGUAGUUGGAACAAGUUAUCAGCCAACAGCGACAGAUACCCACCCCACGGAAACAGAUCCCCACCCCACAGGGACAAGCUCUCCAGCCUGACCACCAUGCUGCUGGCGAGGAACGCCACCUUCCUAAUCCUGACCCUGCCCAUCAUGAUAUUUCUGAUCGUGGAGCCGUACUACGUGUCUGAGGAUCAGGACAGCGCCGCGCUCUAUCUGACUUGGGCCAUCGUCAACAUAUGUGAUUACUCCGAUCACGCCAUUAACUUCUUCCUUUAUUGCCUGGCCGGAUCAACUUUCCGUAAAGAGUUACGUAACAUGCUGAGGCCUGUGACACGACACACGGCUAGAUGACACCCCCCCCCCCCCCCCAUUGUCUUCCAAACGUUGAUGGCGGAGAGUGAACAUAACAAAAUCUAUAGAUAUGACCCCCUCCCUUCUGCAUCCCAAAAUCAAUGGCUGAGCAAAUAAAGCAAAAUUGAUAAUGGUUAUAAUCAUUAGUCUUGUGUUGCCUCAAGGCCGAGUCCCGGGGGUCCAUUAUCUUGCCAAUCACAGUAGGGUGAUCUAUGACAAAAUUAAAGUCAUCCCUCCCGUGGAUUAUCAUCAGUGCUGUUUGAAGGGAGGCAUACAGGAUGUUUGAAUAAAGACUGCAAACAAUUCAACAGGAUUAACCGAUAUUUGAACUUAAAAACAAUCUGUCUAUCAAUCUUUCAUGAGCUUCAGGCUAUUAGUGAUAUGAUAAAAUUAUGCAAAAAGUUCCCAGUUUGAAUUACACUUAUUGAUUGAUUGGUAAGUGGAAUAGUAAUGACCCUUAAUCAGGUCUAGGCAACCUCCGUUUUUGGAGGAUAGAUUUUAUUCUCCAAAAUUGGAGGAUAGAUGUUUGCGCCCCCUGGUGAAUCUUCUGAGAUGAAGGGCAAUUAACUCUGUUUUUACAAAGGGAGUUAACUAUGAAUAAAAUAUAAUUAUUAGACAAUAAAAAUAUCACCUUAUUAAGCUUUUAAUAAUUAUAUUUAUUGAUAAUAUUUAAUAAAUAUUUAAGUUUAAAUAAUUGCAGGGCUUAUUUUAAAGAAAGUAUUUUAUGUGAAGACUCAUAUUUUUUUUCAAUAUUCAGGAUAAUUGAUAUCUAUAAAUGGUAUCAUUUUGAUUAAUAAAAUUUAACAAUGUCUUUUUGUGUGAAGGGGAUUAAAUUUAAAUGAUACUUAAUAACCUGUGAAUUAAUUAGAAUAAGAGCUACAAAGUUCCUAAGGUAUAUGCAAACAUUUACUUUGUACAUGUACAAUAUAGCAGAUCAAGAUAUCUAUUAUGUGUCUCUAAACGUGAAUGAAGUCAUUAAUGUUUUAAUGAGGAAUAAACAUCACUAUUUUGUGAUUUUGAUUAAAUGAAACAGAUGAAUAGUCUAUGCCAUUUGUAAAACUGAACACAGGAAGUACACACUUUCAAAGCAUAUUGUGAAAAUACUAUACAUAGAAUUUCAAAUCGCUGCAUACAAUCAUUAGUUUAUUUCCUUAACUUUAUUUCCCAUAUGGUCUGGUGCUUGCAUUUUUUCAUUAAAGAUA
Magallana angulata is the source of this 2413-nucleotide messenger RNA. Its product is annotated as G-protein coupled estrogen receptor 1-like. Bases 42 to 1211 code for a protein of 389 amino acids. The transcript is spliced from 2 exons. Gene Ontology annotation, biological process: G protein-coupled receptor signaling pathway. The record is from RefSeq and is a predicted model, not a curated record. Lineage: Eukaryota; Metazoa; Mollusca; Bivalvia; Ostreida; Ostreidae. Gene Ontology annotation, cellular component: plasma membrane. Gene Ontology annotation, molecular function: G protein-coupled receptor activity.